Molecule: messenger RNA, 3472 nt
Organism: Aplysia californica (California sea hare)
Lineage: Eukaryota; Metazoa; Mollusca; Gastropoda; Aplysiida; Aplysiidae
Product: tyrosine-protein phosphatase Lar
Exons: 7
Coding region: 2388-2867 (159 amino acids)
Source: RefSeq, a predicted model, not a curated record
GGAGGCAGAAUCUACCUCUUAGCGUCUUCGUUUUCAAAAGCGAAAUGCCCGUACUUCUGAUGUCCUAACAAUAUAAGAGAUCAAAAACACUGUGACGUGAUUGGCCUUAAGGUAUUUGACAUACAGAGGUGCUUGUUUUCUGGAAACAGUGCAUAUGAGAGAGCACAGUCAUUGCAUAGGUUUAACGCCUAUUUCGGUCAUUUAUGGUUAUUUAAGAGGGGGGACCUCCGAGUAAAAUGUCUAUCUCCCUUAUGUCUGAGUGAAAUGGGCGGAGAGGCUCCCUAAAACAACUUAUGUUCAAAUCGCCGAGUUAGGGAUUCGAACUAGGGGGCUUUCACUCCGCAGUCCAGCAUGAUUCCAACUGUACGAGCUAUGCUCCUCCAUUGCACUUUGUGCCACCGUCCCCGCACAAGUUUUAUUUCAACUGUGCAGCUGUUGUUACCGUACCAGUAUUUAAGCUUGAAGACGUAUGGAAAACCGGUGUUUUACCUAAGCAGUCAGGAUAAGUAAGAAGGUCCCAGUAUGUGUAUAGUUAGAGACAUUCCCAGUGAUCACCGCCUCGUUUCUGUGUGUUCCAACAUAUCGAAUUAUUCGGCGCGAAAUCCAGGAAUUCCGGCCUAGAACAGUGAGGCUGUCGGGUACCUAAUGACUGUAGACAUCCUGGAAUUUCUGGCUAUGUGUCAAGACGAUAUUUCUAUGGGAGAAUUAGCUAGGUCUUCUUACAACCUAAGCUCAGUUGAUAUCGAGCUAUACUUUGGUACAGAUAACCUUGGUUCGAAUCGUUAGUGUUUUGGGGGUUUCUUAGGUUGUCUGCCCUUUUCGUCUCAUUCCUAUAAAUGAUGGACUUUACGUUCGAAAGUCCCAACUCGUUGAUAACCCUACACUGUUGAAUCGCAUUGGUCGCCGACAACCCAAGAACACGAUUGCUCUUACAGUAGUUUAGAGGUACAGUCGACAACGGAUGAGUUGAUGUCAUCGGGGAGUGAAUAUUAGGUCAACCCAUCUGAAGUUCAACUUAAUCAUUGGGAACUGUAAAUAAGAAGAGGUGCUGGUACCCGAGAAAAAGUUCAUCUCAACAGAAGAUCAACUCAUUACUCAACCAUGGGCCCGCUGUGUCUAGCGGCUGCCCAGUAGUGGUCAACGAGUGAAGAACUCAACCUCUCCCCGAGGUCUGGACAUUCCAGGGAGGACUGACGUCAGGAACCCUCUCCUCCCUCCCUCAUUCCCUCCUUCCUUCACCUCUAAAGGAAAGAACAUUCCAAAACCAGGCAGACUCUCACACUCAACCUCGGAGAGGCGUCUGCGAAGUUAACAAGUCUCAAAUUGCAACAGCCAUUUCCCACAACCAAAGCGAAAAAAAAUCCCAACAUUCUCACCCAAAAGCGGACGAAGCUUUUUGAAGAAUAGGCUCUAUCCCCUUCCCUGCAGCGCUUGGAAGUAUCAAGUGACCACCACAGUCGUUGGCUCCUUCUUAUCAAAUUCCAGCUCCACACGUGUUUGACCGAAGGUCAUUUCGCAUUUGUGUUUAUACAGAAUCAGAAUCAGGUCUUUCUUCAGUGCCUACGCCCGUCAACUGUCCAGAUUUAAUCGACGCUGCCGCACCAGAGCAUCUGAGUGAGCGCUUGAGUGACAGACGCUCAGAAAUCUGAGUCCUUUCAGCGAUUAGGAAUCCUGAGAGUGGAGUGAAGUAGAGCGCGUCUCACGCCGUUUAUCUUUCAUCAUACCCCAUCUCUGUACACGUGGGGCUGCGACUGUUGCAGUGUUUGUUAGCCUGGGUACUUCUCACUCACUAACGCCUACCCCCCGCCUGAGUUCACGUACGCACUGACGCGCAAACGUACAAACAAACACAUAUCUCCUGGGUUUUCGUGCGUGGCACUGUGUGGAGGAGUGAGUAAGUAAACAAGAGACAAGAGUUGUCAAGCAUUUUGUGGUCGGCAGGAGAUGUGACCAAGCUGGAAAGCACGCGCGUUUGGGGUUCCAUUCUCGCCCGAAACGAUAGAAGCUCUCGCAGAUACCGCGUCACGUGACUGCAGGAGAUCGCCGGUGCUUGCAGAUUGGAGCAACGGCGUGUUUAUGAUGAGCAACUGAAUCUUUGACAAGACAGCUUUUUAAGGAUAGUAUAUUUUGACCCUGCAAUUUCAAGCUGCAUCUUUCAAAGAGAGACUGGAUUAGCAGGCAGGCUCUUGCUAUUCAAGCCCAAGUUUGUGGAUUUAUGUGAGAGAACAGUUAUUGGAUUAUUGUUCAGAAAUUGAAGUCGGAUAACGUCUUGAACUGAGGUGGAUUGCAUCACUUUGACCAGUCCUGGUCAUGGUGUAAGCAUCUAGCCUCCUAGUGAGAGUGCUGCCCCCCGCCUCCUCCCCGCCCCGCCCCGCCCCCUUGCCAUCAUGUGGUGGGGAUCCCAGUUCUACUAUGCCCUGCUCGGCCUAGUGGCCGCUGCUGCCUUGCAGCUCGACUCUGCACAUGCUUCAGGGGCCGCUGACGUGCCGGUGCACGGUAACGAAACGUUUGCGUUUCGUGAGCUAGUUGUUCAGAGUCAGAGUCCUCCAAAGAUCACAUUGGCGCCGCGAGACAAGAAAGUCCUGGAAGAGGGCACCGUCAGCUUCUUCUGUCGCGCUUCGGGCAACCCCGCGCCCUCGUUCCACUGGGAGCGUCUCGGGAAGAGAGUCAAUGCCAGGAGGAACCGUUUCGAAGUGAUCGAGGCCCCGCACAUUUCUGUGCUGCGGAUCAAGCCAGUCAAGGCUAACAAGGAUAACUCCACGUUCACCUGCGUGGCCAAUAAUGGAUUAGGCGAAGCCCGGGCGGAUGCCCAGCUCAAGGUCAUUCGGAAAGUGGACGGGAGAGAUGGUGAGUUUUUUGUUGUUUAACCUACCUCUUUUUUCAUGGGGGGAGAGGGGGGGGGAGAGGCUUUUGUGAUUUUGGGGUCUAGUUCGUCACUCACCUCAUAUCUUAUAAUCCACUUCUCAUUCACAGCGCAAGUAUAUGUUUAUAUAGAAUUAAUCAGAACUCCCCCCCCCCCCAAUGGCCACGAGGGCUAAACUAUUUGUUUUAAAGUUGCCUAGUCAAGAAACGAACGACUUUUUCUGAAGAACAAGGGCUACUUUCGGCUUCUUUGACCCCUCUUGAUGACGUCCACUAUGCCUUUCACCGAGAAUUUUAAAUUUUGAAAAAAAAACACAUUCUUAAUUGCUAAAGACGUGCAACGUUGAAUGCAACUGUGGUGAUUUAAUUCAAUUGAAUGAACGAAACCCGUAGCAUUAAAAAGUUUCAAUAUUGUUAUACCCAUGUGCCAGUGGUACCAUGCAACGUGGCAAAGUUGAUGUUUAAACAAGUGUAUAUAUUAUGAUCAUUUCAGACUGUAAGAGUAACAGCCAGAAAAGACAAACAAACGCAACGAAGAACAAAUCAGAAAAUGAAAUAAUCAAAUCAAGUUUAAAAAAAAUUAGUAUAGGAAUUUAACAAAACGAAGCAA